GGCCACGGGCCCUCCGAGGGUCGCUUGAUAGCUGAGAGGGGUCCAGUGGGGUUGCUUUGUCUGUGGCUUCUUCCAUCCCAGCAAAUUCCACAGAAAAGGACUUACAACUGUUACUUUUUCAGCCCACGGGGAAUCAUGGCUCGGGCCCCCGGCUAUCGAGGACCUCUCCUGGGGGUGCUCCUGCACUUUGCUCUACUUUGCUCAGCUCAACGGGAACAAGGGCUUCCUGGACCUGCAGGUGUACCAGGAAUUGAUGGAAUCGAUGGAGAAAGAGGAUCAGAUGGCCUACCUGGUCUUGCUGGACCUGAUGGAGAACCUGGUAGAGUUGGAUCUUCGGGAUUACCUGGAAUUCCUGGAAAUGAUGGUUUGACGGGCCCUGUCGGAGAGCCCGGGCCUGACGGUCCCCCCGGACAGAAAGGUGAACCUGGAACAGUUGGACCUCGAGGAGCUGCUGGUAUCGGGUCAGAUGGACCCCCUGGGCCACCUGGGCCAGGAGGACUUCCGGGCCAAUUGGGAAAAACAGGACCACCUGGGCCGUUGGGUGUGAGAGGGCCGCAAGGACCUCGUGGACCAACAGGGCCACGGGGAGCAGCUGGGAUGCUGGCCAAUGCCGACCUGUGUGCCAACUCUUGUCCACCCGGGACCUCUGGACAUCCUGGCAUUCCUGGCAUGAAGGGCCACAAAGGUGUAAAAGGUGAAGCAGGGAUACCUGGCAAACAAGGGCAUAAGGGGGAGGAAGGAGAACAAGGGGGUCAAGGCUGGGUCGGUGCACAAGGACCGACGGGCGCACAGGGCAUCCGUGGAGCCACAGGAAUGAUGGGCACUAAAGGAGAGAUGGGGGCUCGGGGUCCUGAUGGAGAUCCGGGUCCUCAGGGCGUUGCUGGUGCAUCUGGUGAUCAAGGCCAGCGAGGUGUAAUGGGUGAACCUGGGCCCAAAGGUGAACAGGGUUUACAAGGACCAAGAGGUAUCACAGGUCUGCCAGGUCCCAAAGGAGAUGCUGGUUUACCUGGAGUGGAUGGCCGUGAGGGUAUUCCAGGCAUGCCGGGAACAAAGGGAGGGAUUGGCAAACCUGGACUUCCUGGAGAGGUUGGCCCUCAGGGCCUACCUGGUUUGCCUGGCUCACCUGGACCAAAAGGACAGAGUGGCUCAAAGGGAGACGUCGGUCAAACAGGCUUCCCUGGAACGAUGGGCUCAGCUGGAAAAAUGGGCGAGCGUGGGGAACAAGGCGAGGUUGGAGUCGCUGGACCCAUUGGUGAACCUGGAGGAUUGGGAGAACAAGGCCCAGUGGGUCCAGUUGGCAGGCCUGGUUCCAGGGGACCCAAAGGUGACCCCGGCCUUCCUGGUAUCCCAGGCCCUCCUGGCGUUCCUGGCAUGAAAGGAGAAAGGGGUGAGCGAGGAGAAGCAGGGCCCAAGGGAGACCAGGGUCCACAAGGUGAUGAAGGCAACCCUGGAGACAAAGGAGAUAAUGGUGAACCUGGAGAAGGUGGAGCAAAGGGAGAGAUUGGAAACCCUGGCGAGGCUGGCAGAAGAGGUCCAGAGGGAAUUCGAGGCCAGCCCGGAAUUGAGGGUCCACCCGGCACCCCUGGACCGCGAGGAAUGCAAGGAAACAGAGGUCCACCUGGAGUGAGAGGAACACAAGGUCCCGCGGGAAAAGAACCGAGCGACCAGCACAUCAAGCAGGUCUGCAUGCGAGUCAUGCAAGAACAACUGGCUAAUUUGGCUGCUAGUUUGAGAAGACCAGAGUCUGGUGCUGUUGGCUUACCUGGCAAACCUGGACCCCCGGGCCCUCCUGGUGCUCCAGGAGACAAUGGCAUGCCAGGACAGGCGGGGACGAGAGGCCUUCCUGGACUCAAAGGGCCACCAGGGCAACUUGGAGCAAAAGGACCUAAAGGUGAAAUGGGUGACAGAGGGUCCCGCGGGCCGACAGCAAGAGGAGCCAAAGGUCAGCAAGGACCUCCAGGACUCCCUGGCGAGGCUGGCAAACCUGGUUAUGGUCAGGACGGUCGCGACGGCCAGAGGGGACCUCCUGGUCUUCCCGGACAGCCCGGUGUACCGGGGCCUCCCGGUUCAGCUGGUCCUAAUGGUUACUGUGACCCAUCCUCUUGCAACCUGUCACCAGGCGCUCAGCCUGUGGAUGUGAAGGGACCUGCAAGGAACUAAAAGCCACUCUGGGAGAGACAGAGACUAUUGGAUUCGAACAUGUUUCAUCUCAGGGGUUUGUGGUGCCUUCCCUCCAUUAACCUCUAGUCAUUUCUUGACAAGCUCCGCCACAAAGUGCCCGCCUCCAGAAAAAUACACAAUUUUUUAUGUGUUGCCAAAGUCUUUUUUUUCUACCUGGAUGUAUGUUUUAUACUCCCAACAAGUUGUCUCAAAUAGUUCAUCCCACUUUCUCUCCAUUCACAGUUUUGCCUUUCCUCAACUAAAAAAACAAAACAAAAACAAAAAAACCCCUCCCUAAAUUUCCUCACAAAUCAUGUCUAACAGUCACCCAAAUAUCUGGAUUAGGUAGUGCCUUUUUGCGUUGUAUGUGGUAAUUUAUCAAAGACAAAUGAUUUUUUUUUUUAACGACUGUCUACAAAUCAUAAGUCUUUGCGGUUGCAAAUAAAAAGGACAGAAGGUGUCACAAUGGCCGUAUGCCAGUGUAGGUUGUAAAUCUGUAAAAAAAAAAGAAUUUGGUUGUGGUAAAGUUUAUUUCCUACAAAACAACCUGAUGUGACAUUUUGCCUCAUUGUACAGGACGACAGCGGUCAAUUUUAAUAAUGAUGAGUGCAAUUGUCAUAAAUGUAACAAAUACAAUAAAAAAAUACACACAA
Molecule: messenger RNA, 2813 nt
Organism: Hippocampus zosterae (dwarf seahorse)
Lineage: Eukaryota; Metazoa; Chordata; Actinopteri; Syngnathiformes; Syngnathidae
Gene: col9a1b
Product: collagen, type IX, alpha 1b
Exons: 32
Coding region: 136-2160 (674 amino acids)
Source: RefSeq, a predicted model, not a curated record